Molecule: messenger RNA, 3992 nt
Organism: Vespa velutina
Lineage: Eukaryota; Metazoa; Arthropoda; Insecta; Hymenoptera; Vespidae
Gene: Pde8
Product: high affinity cAMP-specific and IBMX-insensitive 3',5'-cyclic phosphodiesterase 8
Exons: 20
Coding region: 1502-3757 (751 amino acids)
Biological process (GO): signal transduction; positive regulation of ERK1 and ERK2 cascade
Molecular function (GO): 3',5'-cyclic-nucleotide phosphodiesterase activity
Source: RefSeq, a predicted model, not a curated record
GAUAAAAAAGAAAAUAUCAAUGGAACUAUCAUGAAGUUAGGGAUCAUCGUGCAAAUGAGAGAAUACAUGUCCCUAUUAUCGUCGAAUCGCGUGUUAACACUCGACACGUGCCUUACCUUAGGUAAAAAAAAAAAAUAUUAAUAUCGUUUACUAGAAUAAAAGUCCGUGCGUGGUGUUUGAAUGAUUAGUAAAGAGAAAGAGAGAGGAUAAAAACGAUACACAGUUGGAGAGGGUCGAACGAGUGGUCGCGCGUCACUCAAAUUCAAGUGCACGAAGGUACUACGCUGUAUAGUGUAUGCUUCUAUAGGAUCGUAUCGAGGUUUCUCCGACGACACUAUCGCACAUUACUUUUCGGGCCAGUCACUCUCGCCUGUAGAAUUUGAACUCAAAGCGAUUCGGUUCUCUCCGGCGGUCUCAGUCGUUGUCUUUGUGCCGCUUACAGAGUAUCGUUCACCAUGCGUUCCGCUUGCCGUACUAUCCUAUCCUAUCGUCUAACAGUAGUAAUCACGGUAAUAAGUAUUUUAUCAAAUUAAACCUUCAAUCUUUCUUACACUCGAUAGAUAUCGUUCUCGCGAGGUGCCACCGAACGAACUAACGAAAAUUCGACAGAGUUUCAACGAUACUCGAUGAGAUAUAAAACUUCGGUGAACAAAAGACGAUCGAAGGUAUAAUCGAAUGUAUCGCUCGGAGAUAAUCAGUAUCGUUAAAGAAUUCCUCAUCGGCAUAUCGGAGGACAAAGCCGUAUCCGGAUUGACGACAAAAACGAAUCCGCUCGUGAAUAUGAUAUCCUUGAAAUAUUUGUCGAGAUAACGACAAGUAGCACCGAACGAUCUCGUUCUAAAGAACUGAAACUUUUCUGUUUCUUAAGUCAAAAUAUAAAUUAUCAAAUUUGUCGUUUAAUUCGGCGAUGGACUUUGUCUCGCUUACUUUCGUCAGAGUUCGCUAAGAAAAUCUAAUCAAAGUGAGUGCUCGAAGUGAAAGAUCGAUAGGACAUGCUAUCGAUUUAUUUCGAAUUGAAAAGCCCCCGGGAAUAUCGAUCUACGAUUAGGCUAUCUACGAUUAGACGACCCUACUUUGCGUGAGAUCAUUCAUAUGGACGCGCCUUUGGACUCGUUUUAUUUCUCGGACGAGGAUGAUAACUUGGACGAUAAAUUACUCACCGAUGACGAUGAACGCGCGGACAUGUAUGAUAUCGUGGCGGAAAAGGAAAUGCUCGAGGAAAUACGUCGUUCUUUGGAAGAGGAUGCGGAUUAUCCAGCGAUAGUAGGAAAUAGGCAAUUCGCUGCGUGUUCAUCCUCCGAAUCCCUUAUCAGUUAUUGUACAUAUUGUCCGUAUACCGAGUGUCUGUAAAAAAAGGAUCUUUGUUAGUACGAUCGAAGAUGAUCAUACCUUGGAAUGAUUUUUCAAGAAAGGACCGCAGGAUAUCGACUCGCAUCUAUUGACCUCAAGCGCUCCUGGGCUUAUAAAAAUAUUAUUAGUUUUUAGCAAAGAUGAUCAGCAAAUGGAAAUUCUUGCAAAUAUUUCGAGGAGAUUGGGCUGGAGCGUAUCGGUGGCAAAAGACGCGGAAAAAGCCGUAGAAAUCUUUCAAACUCGAGGUCACGAAUUAGUGAUCAUUGAUCACAGAGGACAACGAGCCGUCGAGGGCGAUGCGAUUUGUAGAGCAAUCAAAUCUAGUCCAGUUUAUCACAGUUCCGUUAUUAUUGCACUCGUAAAAAAAUCAUACUUUAUGAACAGUGAGAAAGACGAGAUCGUGACGUUGGAUUUGUUGGAGAAAGGAUUUUCAAGAGCACUUAUGGAGUGCUCGCACGAGGGUAUAUUGAUAAACGAAUUAGUAGGAAUUUAUACCAGUUCAGUAUUACCGAAAACACAGUUGGCGGCGGCUCACGCACUGUAUUUGGCUCUUGACAGAUGUCACGAUAUGGUUCACAUAACUAACGAAAGAAAUAUCGUACAGUUUCUAAACAAAGUGAGCGAAAAAUUAUUAGGAUAUAAAACGGAGGAGUUGGUAGGAAGAAAUCUCGGUGAAAUAGUCCAUUAUGAAAACUUUACUCUGAUGGAGCAGCAGUUGAGCAAGGGCAGAGAGUUCGAAGGAAACAUGAAUUGCAAGAGGAAAAACAAUCAAAUGAUAACGAUCAAUUGCAGAAUAAUACCAUUUUGUAUUACACCAAAGAAGGCAACUCAUUUUAUAUACGUUUACGAUACGUUAUAUUUAUUGGAAAAUUCGGGCCCGUUGAGUCCGAUCAACAGUCCUUUGCAACCAAUGCAAAGAAUGAGUAUACUUUCGACCCGAAAAUCGUCGGACGUGAAAUCUGCCCUUAGCGAAGGGCAUAGACGAUCAAGCUUGCAAAAGCUUCAUAGUCUACAAUUGGAAGCACCAAUUACGAAAGUUAUCACUUUGCUUUCUAACGCCAUCACGGAAACGACGAAUACCGAAACAGCCGCUCAGAUCGACAAGGCAAUAGAAAUAUUGAAAACAACGGAAUUGUAUGUUCCGCAUCUUCGAGACGACAAAGUCUACACCGAUCCUGUCGCUACAGAUCUCGUUGGAGCAUUACUUUCGGCUUCUCGUAAUCCUUGGGACUCGAGAAGAUCAUCGGCAGAUUCCGCUCGAUUAUCCAACGUAAGAGGUAUAAGCGUCGCAUCUACAAGGGCCCACCCGAAGUCUUUUAGAGGACCCCAAGAGAUCAUGGAACUGUUGGAAAACAGUCUCGAAUGGAACUUUGAUAUAUUUAAGCUCGAGAUCUUGACAGAAAAACGGCCAUUAAUCUUUCUCGGUACGAACAUCAUGAACAUGUACGAUGUGCCGACUAGAUUGGGCUGCGACGAAAAGGUCAUGCACAAUUGGCUGAGCUUAAUCGAGGCCAAUUACAUAUCGAGCAACAGUUAUCACAAUUCGACACAUGCCGCAGACGUAAUGCAAGCUACGGCAAGAUUUAUGCAGUCGGAGAGACUGAAGCAAAUAUUGGAUCCGCUCGACGAGGUUGCUGCUUUGAUCGCUGCUGCCACCCAUGACAUAGAUCAUCCUGGUCGAUCCAGCCAAUUCUUAAGUAACUCGAACAGCAAAUUGGCAAUCCUUUAUAAUGAUCUAUCGGUCCUCGAAUCGCACCAUGCAGCGUUAACCUUCAAGCUAUCUCUCUCGGACGACAAAGUGAAUAUUUUCAAGAAUUUAGAUCGAGAUACGUAUAAGCUAUUAAGGACUAACAUAAUUGACAUGAUUCUGGCGACGGAAAUGACGAAACACUUCGAACAUUUGGCGAGAUUUAUGAACGUCUGUAGCUUAAGAGUCGGGGAAGAUCAACCGAUGGAGUACAAUUCUGAAAAUGUGGAUGUGACGGUACUUUUACAGCCGGAAAAUGUAAUGAUGGUAAAGAGAAUGAUGAUAAAAUGUGCCGACGUGUCAAAUCCGACAAGGCCUUUGCGAUCUUGCAUCGAAUGGGCUAGAAGAAUUGCUGAGGAAUACUUUAGUCAAACGGACGAGGAAAAAAAAUUGAAGAUACCAGUGGUAAUGCCCAUGUUUGAUCGGAUGACCUGUUCGAUACCAAAAUCGCAGAUCGGUUUCGUCGAUUUCAUUAUAAACGACAUGAUAGAAGCUUGGGACUCUUUCAUUGACAUGCCAGAAAUGCUUACUUAUAUGCGACACAAUUACGACAAAUGGAAAGAAUUAAACGAUCAGGGUGUAACGACGUUGCAGGAUAUCGAGAAGAUUCAAAUGCAAUCGGACUUGAACAUAACCAGGUUACCCGAGGAACGACGAUGACGAAACGAACGACGUUUCUCUUUUUGAAUUCUCCGUCCUGCUCACUUUCUUACUGGAAAACGAGAAACGAGUUGUUGAAAAACGUUAGACGGCUCCGAUGAGCGCUUGGCAUCCAGUACGUCGUAGCGCAUAUUUAUGCCAUAAAUUAAUGCAGUUUAUACGUUUCAGCAAGUAUAUGUUAUAUAAGAGAAAGAGAAAAGAAAAGAAAAAAAAAAAAAAAACAAUAAAAUAAAAA